Ostreobium quekettii is the source of this 469-nucleotide messenger RNA. The record is from the annotation of a GenBank genome assembly. Lineage: Eukaryota; Viridiplantae; Chlorophyta; Ulvophyceae; Bryopsidales; Ostreobiaceae.
GCCCCUGCGAUGGACGACCGCCGUGGCUCUGUCCAUGUCCGUGUCCGCGAUGUUUGCGUACAACUGCGUGUUGAUCCUCACCGCGCAAGUCCACGCGGAGAAGGUGGGGUCUUGUGGGAGCGGCAGCUUUGCGCUCUCGGAGAAGGCCUACAAGGAGAUGCUCAUCGUGUCGUUAGCGGAUGGCAUCGGCAGCAUGCUCGACAUUGUGAUGAUAGACUGGGCUGGGCGCAGGAGGUCGCUGACGGCUCAAUUCUGCGCUGCCAUUGUGGCGCUUGCACCCCUGCUCAUCGAUCCCACAAUUGACACCACAAUUUCCCUGCUGGCGUUCCGCUCUGUAGCCUACGCUGCCUUCUCCCUACUCGUGGUGUACAUCCCUGAGCUCUAUCCAACGGACAUCCGAUCGUUGGCACUGGGGGUGGGAACGCUGGUGGGCAACCUGGGCUGCCUCUUCGCACCUUUCGCAGCGCAG